AUGAAUCAGCCAAUUGCAGCUAUCGGUAUAUCCGAUAGCACUCGUCCCAAAACCAAUGUUAGGCUGACGAUUUCGGCAGAACAUUUAAUGGACACUGACGUCUUCUCAAAGUCCGACCCGAUUUGUUUGGUAUACGAGAAAACGAGCGGAAAGAAGGCGACAACCACAGAGCCUGUUCAAGUUCCCACGUGGCAAGACAGCCAAUGGACAGAAAGAGGACGGACCGAAGUGGUGAUGAAUAAUUUGAAUCCGCAGUUUACGAAGACUUUCUUGUUGCCUUAUUUCUUCGAAGAAACUCAACUGUUGCGCUUUGAAAUUUACGACGCCGAUAGUCCAAAUGUUGGUCAAGACUUGUCGCCACACGAUUUCCUGGGUCGUUUCGAGUGUGUUCUGGCUCAAAUCGUAAGCUAUUCCACACUGAAAGCGCAUCUCGGUAAAGCUGAAGGAAUCGGAGCGCAGUGGAGAAAUAAAGACAAAAACACAAGAACGGGCUCGAUCACGAUCCGUGCGGAAGAGGACGAGAAAUGCGAAAAGAUCCAGUUUGAUGUGUGUGGAGAGGGUCUUGAUAAGAAGGACUUUUUUGGAAAAUCCGACCCUUAUUUGAAUUUCAAAAGAAAGUUCGACGAUGGAAGCGCUCAUUUGGUUCAUCGAACUGAGGUUAAGCAGAAGACAUUGGAUCCGAGAUGGGCGACGGUUCAAAUCAAUACGCAGACGUUGUGUGGAAAGGAUGGAGAGAGACCAAUUAUCAUCGAGUGCUACGAUCAUGAUAAGUGGAAAAAGGGUGAAGAGCCGCGUGGUGAAGCCAAAUUUUCUAGAGACGACCACAUCGGAACCGCCCAUACUACGCUGAACGAGCUGCUUCGUGGAGGAGCUGGAGAUCCUGUAGAGUUGCUGCUGACGAACGAGAAGAAGAAGGCGAAGAAGGGCGAUAAGUACAAGUGCUCGGGAACGUUGAAAAUCUGGAAUUCAAAAAUCAUCGUUGAGCCAACAUUCCUCGAUUUCAUAUCAGGAGGAACUCAGUUGGAAUUCGCCGUCGCUGUGGAUUUUACAGCUUCGAACGGAGCGCCAAAGAAUUCUUCAUCACUUCAUUAUAUGUCAGCAGAUAGACCGAAUCAAUACGAGUUGGCUUUGCGAUCCGUACUUUCUAUUUGCCAACAUUACAACUCUUCAAAAACCUUCGAAGCCUUUGGAUUCGGUGCCAAGCUUCCUAAUAGCGUCUCCGUUAGUGCUAUCUUCUCGUUGGAUUUGCUACGUGGAACUCCAGAAGUCGUGGGAAUCAGUGGAGUGAUGUCUGCUUAUAGACAUGCUCUACAGAAUGUUCAGCUGUAUGGACCAACGAAUUUUGCACCGAUUAUUGACACGGUCGCUCAGAAGGCACAGAAUAUGAUUCAUGAUUCGGCGAGAUAUCAGAUUUUGCUGAUUAUCACUGAUGGAAUAAUUUCCGAUAUGCACGCCACGAUUCGUUCGAUUAUUAAUGCCUCCGGACUUCCCCUCUCUAUUAUUAUCAUUGGUGUUGGAAACGAAGAUUUUGAGAAGAUGCAUGAGUUGGAUAGUGAUGACUCUCUUCUUCAACAAGACUCCAGAAUCGCCCAACGAGACAUUGUCCAAUUCGUGACCAUCCGUGAAUUCCUGAACAAUGGACGUGGAGUAUACCUGGAUCCAGACGUCGUUCAGGAGAACUUGGCUCGUGAAGUGCUCUUCGAAGUUCCAGGCCAAUUGACAGGAUACAUGAAGCAACGUGGAUUCCAGCCGAGACCCGUAGAGAACCCAUGGACAAGAAACUCACCACCGCCAGACUACGAUCCAGUGUUGGAUGGAAUUGGAAGAAGAGCCCAAGCACCAUCUCCAGGAUUUCAGAUGCCUGUUGCCUCUGCUCCGCCUAUGUAUUGA
Caenorhabditis briggsae is the source of this 1890-nucleotide messenger RNA. Lineage: Eukaryota; Metazoa; Nematoda; Chromadorea; Rhabditida; Rhabditidae. Gene Ontology annotation, cellular component: plasma membrane. Gene Ontology annotation, molecular function: calcium-dependent phospholipid binding. The transcript has 8 exons. Gene Ontology annotation, biological process: cellular response to calcium ion. The record is from RefSeq and is a predicted model, not a curated record. The coding region runs from base 1 to 1890 and encodes 629 amino acids.